AUCUGUAACAUUAUUUAUUUGAGACAGCGUUUCAAUCGCUUUGGGUAGAGUGCCGCAGUGUUGUCAUAGUUCACUACAGCCUCAAACUUUUGGGUUCAAGAGAUCCUCUCGUCUCAGCCUCCUAAGAAGCUGGGACUACAGGCAUGCUGCUACCACUCCCGGCUCAUUUUUCUAUUUUAAGUAGAGUCAGAAUCUUGCUUUACUCAGGCUGGUCUCGAACUCCUGCGUGAUCCAUCUGCCUCGGCCUCCCAGAGUGCUAGGGUUACAGGCGUGAGCGACCACCUCCCAGCCAACAUCUUUUAAAUCUUGAUGGUGUUCAGCGGAUGAGCCAGAACCGUUUCAGGUUUGGGACCUCAGGGUGCUUAUCUGUGAAAUGGCCUUUUGGGUCCGGAGACAGGGGCCUGCAUAUCUCGACCCUUAUGUUGACCCAGAAACUGGGAAGCAAUGAAGAUUAUCGGUCUUCUAGCAGGGCCCUCUCACUGCACCGCUCCCUUAUUUUUCUCUUCCCUUCUCCAGUUAGAGGUGAGGCGCCCUCCAGUGGCACAGGUUUUGCUCAGACUCUGGCACCCGGAGUUUGGGUUACAAUCUUAGGCCGGUGCGUGUAUAAGUCUCUCCUCCCAAGCAAAGAGGCAGCUGCUGCGCAAGCGGCUGGGAACAAAUGGGCGGGGAAAUUUCCGGAAGUCUUUCUUCGCAGAGAGGUGGGGCUGGGCGCUCCGCAGUCCUCCCAGGGCUCUUCUGACCGCCGCUCUGCAGCUUCUCGCCUCCUCUUCGCUUGCGCUCCCAUAGCGGCCGCUCGUGUCCCGCCCCCUCUCCCUCCCAGCGAGUCUUCUCCGGGCCGCUCUGGCCCAAGCGUCCCCUCGUCUCUCUGAUCUGGCCUAUCUGACUCUAGAGGGAGACGCGGGUGGGUGAGCAAAGCGGGUGAGUCUAUGGGGUCCAGGCCCAAACCCCGGAAGACUGGCUCCGCCCCGGCACCCGCUCGCGCCCCGCCCCUGGCUGGAGGAGUCUCUCCCAGACCAUUCGAGACUGGCCUGUCCGGGCCCGCAUCUUCUAUGGAGGCCCCUGCCGGGCUAUAGAGCCCUUCGCCCCGUGGGGACCCACUCAUCUGUGAGGUCCCUUUUAGUCUGCAGCGGCCUGAAUCUGUAAUUGCUGGACACUGUUUAUGGGGUAGGCCUCUCUAUGGGGCCUGUGUCUAUAGGGGACCACAACGGUCCCUAAGGGUUGGCCCCAUCCAUUACGACUACAUAUACAGGGCCUUCCAUCCAUCUACAGGCGCCGCUCCUCGGCUUUUAGAGCCGGUCAACAACCUUCGCAGAGACUGCGUCUCCGGCACCUCCCCAUUCUACAUGGUUGUGCUAUCCCUAUAGAGGUCACAUUUGCAGGACCUUAAGCUAGGUAGAGGGUCCUCUCCAGGUCUUUACCACCCAGCCUGUCUGUAAGGGUCAGUGUGAGAGGUGUCGAUGGCCCUGGUCCAGGCUCUGGCCACGACCCUGGCCUUAGCCGUGCUGGGGUCGCUGUCCCCUGGAAUCCGGGCGGGUGACUGCAAGGGGCAGAGGCAGGUGCUGCGGGAGGCACCAGGCUUCGUGACGGAUGGUGCUGGCAACUACAGCGUCAAUGGCAACUGCGAGUGGCUCAUCGAGGCCCCAAGCCCCCAGCACCGGAUCCUGCUGGACUUCCUUUUCCUGGAUACGGAAUGCACAUAUGACUACCUGUUUGUGUAUGAUGGCGACUCCCCCCGAGGACCACUUCUUGCCAGUCUGAGUGGGAGCACCCGGCCUCCACCCAUUGAGGCUUCCUCAGGCAAGAUGCUGCUGCACCUCUUCAGUGAUGCCAACUACAACCUGCUGGGCUUUAAUGCCUCCUUCCGCUUCUCCCUGUGCCCGGGUGGCUGCCAAGGCCACGGGCAGUGCCGGCCUCCAGGUGUGUGCACCUGUGAACCGGGCUGGGGUGGCCCUGACUGCAGUCUGCAGGAGUGCUCAGCCUACUGUGGCAGCCAUGGCAUCUGUGCCUCGCCCCUGGGACCAUGCCGCUGUGAGCCUGGUUUCCUGGGACGUGCCUGUGAUCUGCACCUGUGGGAGAACCAGGGGGCUGGCUGGUGGCACAAUGUGAGUGCUGGGGACCCUGCCUUCUCUGCCCGUAUUGGGGCAGCUGGUGCCUUCCUGUCCCCACCAGGGCUGCUGGCUGUUUUUGGAGGCCAGGACCUCAACAAUGCACUGGGUGACCUCGUCCUGUAUAACUUCUCCACCAACACCUGGGAGAGCUGGGACCUGAGACCUGCCCCGGCUGCUCGUCACUCCCAUGUGGCUGUGGCCUGGGCUGGCUCCCUCGUGCUCAUGGGUGGUGAGCUGGCUGAUGGCUCACUCACCAAUGACGUGUGGGCCUUUAGCCCGCUGGGCAGGGGCCACUGGGAGCUCCUGGCACCAGCUGCCUCCAGCUCCUGGGGGCCCCCAGGCCUGGCAGGUCAUGCAGCUGCCCUGGUGGAUGACAUCUGGCUCUACGUGUCUGGGGGCCGCACUCAGCAUGACCUCUUCUCCUCCGGCCUCUUCCGUUUCCGCCUCGACAGCAUCAGUGGGGGAUAUUGGGAGCAGGUGAUUCCGGCAGGUGGGCGGCCUCCUGCUGCCACUGGCCACUCCAUGGUAUUCCAUGCUCCCUCCCGUGCCCUGCUGGUCCAUGGUGGACACCGGCCUUCCACUGCCCGGUUCUCUGUGCGGGUGAACUCCACUGAGCUAUUCCACGUAGAUCGGCGGGUCUGGACAACACUGAAGGGCCGGGAUGGACUUCAGGGUCCAAGGGAGCGUGCCUUCCACACGGCCAGUGUCCUGGGCAACUACAUGGUGGUCUAUGGGGGCAAUGUGCACACCCAUUACCAGGAAGAAAAGUGCUAUGAAGAUGGCAUCUUCUUCUACCACCUUGGCUGCCAUCAGUGGGUAUCAGGGGCUGAACUUGCCCCCCCCGGAACUCCUGAGGGUCGAGCAGCGCCACCCAGUGGUCGGUACUCACAUGUGGCAGCGGUGCUUGGUGGCAGUGUCCUGUUGGUGGCUGGGGGGUACAGCGGCCGGCCCCGCGGGGACUUGAUGGCCUACAAGGUGCCCCCCUUCGUGUUCCAGGCACCUGCCCCUGACUACCACCUGGACUACUGCUCCAUGUACACAGACCACAGUGUCUGUUCCCGAGACCCUGAAUGCAGUUGGUGUCAGGGAGCCUGCCAAGCUGCACCCCCUCCUGGGACCCCCUCUGGGGCUUGUCCUGCUGCCAGCUGUCUGGGCCUGGGUCGCCUCCUGGGUGACUGCCAGGCAUGCCUGGCCUUCAGCAGCCCUACAGCCCCUCCCCGGGGACCUGGUGCCCUGGGCUGGUGUGUGCACAAUGAGAGCUGCUUGCCUCGGCCUGAGCAGGCCCGCUGCCGAGGGGAGCAGAUCUCAGGCACUGUGGGCUGGUGGGGGCCCGUGCCAGUCUUUGUCACAUCACUGGAGGCCUGCGUCACCCAGAGCUUCUUGCCUGGCCUGCACCUGCUCACCUUCCAGCAGCCUCCCAACACCUCCCAGCCUGACAAGGUCUCAAUUGUCCGUAGUACGACUAUCACCCUUACACCCAGCGCAGAGACAGAUGUAUCCCUGGUCUACCGUGGCUUCAUCCACCCCCUGCUGCCAGGAGGGCCAGCUGGGCCUGGGGCUGAGGAUGUGGCCGUGUGGGCUCGGGCCCAGCGCCUACAUGUCCUGGCCCGGAUGGCCCGUGGCCCUGACACAGAUAACAUGGAGGAGGUAGGGCGCUGGGUGGCUCAGCAGGAGAAGGAGACAAGGCGGCUACAGCGCCCAGGGUCUGCUCGCCUCUUCCCACUGCCUGGGCGGGGCCACAAAUAUGCAGUGGAGAUCCGGGGCCAGCUCAAUGGCUCAGCAGGCCCUGGGCACAGCGAGCUCACUCUGCUGUGGGACCGGACUGGAGUGCCAGGUGGCAGUGAGAUCUCCUUCUUCUUCCUGGAGCCCUACCGUUCGUCGGCCUGUACCUCUUAUUCCUCUUGCCUGGGCUGCUUGGCAGACCAGGGCUGCGGCUGGUGCCUGACCAGUGCUAGCUGCCACCUGCGCCAGGGUGGGACUCACUGCGAGGAUGAUGGGGCCGGUGGGUCCUUGCUGGUGCUGGUACCUGCCCUCUGUCCACUCUGUGAGGAGCAUCGAGACUGCCACGCCUGCACCCAGGACUCCUUCUGUGAGUGGCAUCAGAGUACCAGCCGCAAAGGGGAUGCAGCAUGCAGCCGGCGGGGCCGUGGUCGGGGUGCCCUGAAGAGUCCAGAGGAGUGUCCCCCGCUCUGUAGCCAACGACUGACCUGUGACGACUGCCUAGCCAACUCCAGCCAGUGUGCCUGGUGCCAGUCUACUCACACCUGCUUCCUGUUUGCUGCCUACCUGGCCCGGUACCCGCAUGGGGGCUGCCGUGGCUGGGAUGACAGCGUGCACUCAGAGCCGCGGUGCAGGAGCUGUGAUGGCUUUCUGACAUGUCACGAGUGUCUACAGAGCCAUGAGUGUGGCUGGUGUGGCAAUGAGGACAACCCCACUCUGGGACGGUGCCUACAGGGAGACUUCUCAGGACCCCUGAGUGGGGGUAACUGCUCCUUGUGGGUUGGGGAGGGUCUGGGGCUGCCCAUCGCCCUCCCUGCCCGCUGGGCAUAUGCUCGCUGUCCAGAUGUGGAUGAAUGUCGCCUGGGCCUGGCCCGGUGCCACCCACGGGCAACCUGCCUGAACACACCCCUCAGCUAUGAGUGUCACUGCCAGCGGGGCUACCAGGGCGAUGGCAUCACGCACUGCAACCGCACGUGCCUGGAGGACUGUGGCCACGGGAUGUGCAGUGGACCCCCAGACUUCACCUGUGUGUGUGACCUGGGCUGGACAUCUGACCUGCCCCCACCCACACCUGCCCCAGGCCCCCCUACCCCGCGCUGCUCUCGGGACUGUGGCUGCAGCUUCCACAGCCAUUGCCGCAAGCGGGGACCUGGCUUCUGCGAUGAGUGCCAGGACUGGACAUGGGGGGAGCACUGCGAACGGUGCCGGCCUGGCAGCUUUGGCAACGCCACGGGCUCCGGUGGCUGCCGACCCUGCCAGUGCAAUGGUCAUGGGGACCCACGCCGUGGCCACUGUGACAACCUCAGCGGGCUCUGCUUCUGCCAGGACCACACUGAGGGUGCUCACUGCCAGCUCUGCUCCCCAGGCUACUAUGGGGACCCCCGGGCCGGUGGCUCCUGCUUCCGGGAGUGUGGGGGUCGCACCCUCCUCACCAACGUGUCCUCAGUGGCACUGGGCUCACGCCGGGUUGGGGGUCUGCUGCCUCCAGGUGGCAGGACUUCAAAAGCCGGGCCUGGCCUAUCCUACUGUGUGUGGGUUGUCUCUGCCACUGAGGUGCUACAGCCCUGUGCCCCUGGGACCCUCUGUCCCCCACUCACCCUCACCUUCUCCCCUGACAGCAGCACUCCCUGCACGCUGAGCUACGUCCUGGCCUUUGAUGGAUUCCCACGCUUCCUGGACACUGGCGUCGUCCAGUCAGACCGUAGCCUCAUAGCUGCCUUCUGUGGCCAGCAGCGGGACAGGCCCCUCACUGUGCAGGCCCUGUCUGGGCUGCUGGUACUACACUGGGAAGCCAACGGCUCCUCCUCCUGGGGCUUCAACGCCUCUGUGGGCUCUGCUCGCUGUGGGUCAGGGGGCCCUGGGAGCUGCCCUGUCCCCCAGGAGUGCGUACCUCAGGACGGAGCUGCAGGUGCUGGUCUCUGCCGAUGUCCCCAGGGCUGGGCUGGCCCACAUUGCCGCAUGGCUCUGUGUCCAGAGAACUGCAAUGCCCACACUGGGGCAGGGACUUGUAACCAGAGUCUGGGCAUAUGCAUCUGUGCUGAGGGCUUCGGGGGCCCUGAUUGUGCCACAAAGUUGGAUGGUGGGCAGCUGGUUUGGGAGACUCUCAUGGACAGCCGCCUCUCAGCUGACACUGCUAGCCGCUUCCUGCACCGCCUGGGGCACACCAUGGUGGAGGGACCUGAUGCUACCUUGUGGAUGUUUGGGGGCCUGGGUCUGCCUCAGGGGCUUCUGGGAAACCUGUACAGGUACUCCGUGAGUGAGCGGCGGUGGACACAGAUGCUGGCAGGAGCUGAAGAUGGGGGACCAGGCCCAUCACCCCGUUCCUUCCAUGCAGCUGCCUAUGUGCCUGCUGGCCGUGGUGCCAUGUAUCUGCUGGGGGGUCUCACAGCUGGAGGUGUCACCCAUGAUUUCUGGGUCCUCAACCUUACCACUCUGCAGUGGCGGCAGGAGAAGGCUCCUCAGACUGUGGAGUUGCCAGCAGUUGCUGGUCACACCCUCACUGCCCGCCGAGGCCUGUCUCUGCUCCUGGUGGGUGGUUACUCUCCUGAAAAUGGAUUCAACCAGCAGCUUCUUGAGUAUCACCUGGCGACCGGCACCUGGGUGUCAGGAGCCCAGAGUGGAACACCUCCAACAGGUCUCUAUGGUCACUCUGCAGUCUAUCACGAGGCCACUGACUCCCUCUAUGUGUUUGGGGGCUUCCGAUUCCACGUGGAGCUGGCAGCCCCAUCUCCAGAGCUCUACUCCCUGCACUGUCCUGACCGCACCUGGAGUCUUCUGGCCCCUUCUCAGGGGUCAAAGCCUCACCACCGGCUCUUCCAUGCUGCCGCCCUGCUGGGGGACACCAUGGUGGUUCUUGGGGGGCGCUCAGACACCGAUGAGUUCAGUAGCGAUGUUCUGCUCUACCAGGUCAACUGCAAUGCCUGGCUUCUGCCUGACCUCACUCGCUUGGCCUCUGUGGGGGCCCCAAUGGAGGAGUCUGUGGCCCAUGCCGUGGCAGCAGUGGGGAGCCGCCUGUAUAUCUCCGGGGGUUUCGGUGGGGUGGCCCUGGGCCGCCUGCUGGCACUGACCCUGCCUCCUGACCCCUGCCGCCUGCUGUCCUCAUCCGAAGCUUGUAACCAGUCUGGGGCCUGCACGUGGUGCCAUGGGGCUUGUUUGUCUGGGGACCAGGCCCACAGGCUGGGCUGUGAGGCGCCCCCCUGCUCCCCAAUGCCUCGAUCCCCGGAGGAAUGUCGCCGUCUCCGGACCUGCAGUGAGUGCCUGGCCCGCCAUCCCCGGACCCUGCGGCCUGGAGAUGGAGAGGCAUCUGCCCCCCGAUGUAAGUGGUGUACCAACUGCCCCGAGGGUGCCUGCAUCGGGCGCAAUGGGUCCUGCACCUCAGAAAAUGACUGUCGGAUCAACCAGCGAGAGGUCUUCUGGGCAGGGAACUGUUCAGAGGCAGCAUGUGGAGCUGCGGACUGUGAGCAGUGCACUCGGGAGGGCAAGUGCAUGUGGACACGACAGUUCAAGAGGACAGGGGAGACCCGCCGCAUCCUGUCGGUGCAGCCCACCUAUGACUGGACGUGCUUCAGCCACUCUUUGCUGAAUGUGUCCCCGAUGCCAGUGGAAUCGUCACCCCCACUCCCCUGCCCCACUCCCUGUCACCUCCUACCCAAUUGCACCUCCUGCCUGGACUCAAAGGGUGCGGAUGGGGGCUGGCAGCACUGUGUCUGGAGCAGCAGCCUGCAGCAGUGUCUGAGUCCUUCUUACCUGCAGCUGCGAUGUAUGGCCGGAGGCUGUGGGCGGCUGCUCCAGGGACCUGAGAGCUGCUCCCUGGGCUGUGCCCAGGCAACCCAGUGUGCCCUGUGCCUGCGGCGCCCCCACUGCGGCUGGUGUGCCUGGGGGGGCCAGGAUGGGAGUGGCCGCUGCAUGGAGGGUGGACUCAGUGGCCCCCGUGAUGGGCUGACGUGUGGGCGUCCUGGGACCUCCUGGGCCUUCCUGUCCUGCCCCCCUGAGGAUGAGUGUGCAAAUGGGCACCAUGACUGCAAUGAGACACAGAACUGCCAUGACCAGCCUCAUGGCUACGAGUGUAGCUGCAAGACGGGCUACACCAUGGACAACAUGACAGGGCUUUGCCGUCCAGUAUGCGCCCAGGGCUGUGUGAAUGGCUCAUGCGUGGAGCCUGACCAUUGCCGCUGCCACUUCGGCUUUGUUGGUCGCAACUGCUCCACAGAGUGUCGCUGCAACCGCCACAGCGAGUGUGCUGGCGUGGGGGCGCGUGACCAUUGCCUGCUCUGCCGCAACCACACCAAGGGCAGCCACUGUGAGCAGUGCCUCCCGCUGUUUGUGGGUUCAGCUGUGGGGGGCGGGACCUGCCGGCCCUGCCAUGCCUUUUGUCGUGGAAAUAGCCAUAUCUGCGUCUCCAGGAAGGAGCUUGAAAUGGCCAGGAAGGAGCCAGAAAAGUAUUCUUUGGAUCCAGAGGAGAUUGAAAACUGGGUGACAGAGGGUCCUAGUGAAGACGAGGCUGUGUGCGUGAACUGCCAAAAUAACAGCUAUGGGGACAAAUGCGAGAGCUGCCUCCAUGGCUACUUCCUUCUGGAUGGGAAAUGCACCAAAUGCCAGUGUAAUGGCCACGCAGACACGUGUAACGAGCAGGAUGGGACAGGUUGCCCAUGUCAGAACAACACAGAGACAGGCACGUGCCAAGGCAGCUCCCCCAGCGACCGCCGAGAUUGCUACAAAUACCAGUGCGCCAAGUGCCGUGAGUCGUUCCACGGAAGCCCACUUGGCGGCCAGCAGUGUUACCGCCUCAUCUCAGUGGAGCAGGAGUGCUGCCUGGACCCCACGUCCCAGACCAACUGCUUCCAUGAGCCGAAGCGCCGGGCACUGGGCCCUGGCCGCACAGUCCUCUUUGGUGUGCAGCCCAAGUUCACCAAUGUAGACAUCCGCCUGACGCUGGAUGUGACCUUCGGUGCUGUGGACCUCUAUGUCUCCACUUCCUAUGACACCUUUGUGGUCCGUGUGGCUCCCGACACUGGCGUCCACACUGUGCACAUUCAGCCCCCACCCCCUCCGCCCCCACCCCCACCCCCUGCUGAUGGUGGGCCCCGGGGAGCUGGGGAUCCAGGGGGACUAGGGGCUGGGAGUGGGCUGGGUACCCCAGUGGAGCCACGAGUACGAGAGGUGUGGCCACGGGGCCUGAUUACCUAUGUGACAGUGACGGAGCCAUCAGCUGUGCUCGUGGUCCGUAGUGUACGGGACCGGCUGGUCAUCACUUACCCGCACGAACACCACGCCCUCAAGUCCAGCCGCUUCUACCUGCUGCUCCUGGGUGUGGGAGACCCAAGUGGGCCCGGCGCCAAUGGCUCAGCCGACUCGCAGGGCCUGCUCUUCUUCCGGCAGGACCAGGCCCACAUUGACCUGUUUGUUUUCUUUUCUGUCUUCUUCUCCUGUUUCUUCCUCUUCCUCUCACUCUGUGUGCUCCUCUGGAAGGCCAAGCAGGCCCUAGACCAACAGCAGGAGCAGCGACGGCACUUGCAGGAGAUGACCAAAAUGGCUAGCCGCCCCUUUGCCAAGGUCACUGUCUGCUUCCCUCCUGAUCCUACUGCUCCAGCCCCGGCCUGGAAGCCGGCUGGGCUCCCACCACCUGCCUUCCGCCGCUCAGAGCCCUUCCUGGCACCCCUGCUGCUGACAGGGGCUGGUGGCCCCUGGGGACCCAUGGGAGGGGGCUGCUGCCCACCAGCCAUCCCCGCCACCACUGCUGGCCUGCGAGCUGGGCCCAUUACCCUUGAGCCUACAGAAGAUGGCAUGGCUGGUGUGGCCACACUGCUGCUCCAGCUGCCUGGCAGGCCCCAUGCACCUAAUGGUGCCUGCCUGGGGUCAGCCCUCGUCACGCUGCGGCACAGGCUGCAUGAGUACUGUGGGGGCAGCGGGGGUGCUGGGGGAAGUGGGCAUGGGACUGGAGCAGGUCGGAAGGGACUAUUGAGCCAGGACAACCUCACCAGCAUGUCCCUCUGACCUGCUGCAGGGUCCUCAGCUAUAGCAGCUGAGUUGCCUGGUGGGGCCACCCUGGACUUGGGGUCCCCUGGACACUGUCUCCUCAGACCGCUGGUUCCCUUCCCCAGGGGUCUCUAGACAGGGCCUCCUUUGUUCUGCAUUCAGCAGCUAUUUAUUGAGCACCUAUGUGCCAGGCACUGUUGUAGCCAUGGGACAAAGUAGGAACCAAGACCCGAGGUUCCCUGAUGUCAUAGGACUUAGGUCGCAGUGCAGUGAGACAAUCGGCAUGCUGGUGCGUGUCCGCAUGCACACAUAGACAAGUAAGAUGGCUUCAGAGAGGGAUAAGUGCUGUGAGACCUCAAAGGGAUGUGGCUGCAUGGGACCACAGAGUAAAGUCGAUUGGGCAUUCUGAGAAGGUACAUUGAGAACGACUGGGAAGAAAUGGCCAUGGAAAGAGCUUCAGGAACUCUCCAGGCAGAGAGAACUGCACAGGCAAAGGCCCUGAGGUGGGAACCAACUUAUUUCAUUGAAAAACGUCAGAAAACUGGCCAGUGUGACUCGGACCAAGUGAGAGGAGAUGAGGUUGGGGACAGGCACGGUCAGGAUCACCCAGGGGCCAGAUGGGGGUUGGGGUUUAAUUCUCAGGGCAAUGGGAAGCCAUUGAACGGUUUUAUGAGGGAGCCACAGGAUCUGACAAACCUAUUUAAAAAAUCACUCAGCUAUGGAUUGGAGGGGAUAAGAGAGGCAAUGGGGACAGGGCUAGAGGGCUGAGUCAGGGUGGUGGCAGUCAGGAUAAAGAAUUUGUGUGGAUGUCAGGCUGAGGGAGGGGACAAAUCCAGAGUGACCCCUAACUUGUGGCCUGAAGCUUGGGGGAUGUGGGGUCAUUUACAACGGGGCAGAUGGGGCUUGUGGGGAUGAUCAAAAGUUUAAUUCUUGAUGGGAGUUGCCCUUUAGACAUCUCUUUGGGCAGGUCUGACUAGGGAUGGAGACACCACUGUGAGCAUUUCAACAGGAGGAGUUGAGUGCAGGGAAUCAGUAGUGCUGGCCAGGUUGGUGGCUGCCAAUGGGACAGAUGGGACAAUGAGCAGCCCAGAUGUGAGCAAGAGCAGAAAGUUGCUGCCACCAUCCUAAACUGAAGAGACAAAGCUCAGUGGAGAUGUUACCCAACCCUGGGGCUAUGGUCACCCAGUGAAGCUGGGACAACAGAGGCCUGUUGACAGGGAGCCUCAGAAGAGGCAAUACCUCUGCUUGACGUGCCAUUUCAGGUGGGUGCGGGAAGGACACUAGGGUCAGAGGUGGAAGUGCCAGAAUGACCAGUGCACAGCUCUCUUCAGAUAGUGCUGCCUCACUGCGGGGCUGCUCCCACCGGAGCCACCUCCAUGGACUUCUGAGCUCUCUUACCCCUUGAGGACCCCCUGACCCCAAUCCUAGCAGUCUUCUUGAACUUCUUGGACUCUCCUUCCCCAAAACUUCAACCCUUAGCUGCUUUUUUGGUCCUUGAGGGUACUGGGCACUGCAUCAUCCCCCUGCUGGGGUCCCAGUCUGAGAGGCACUGCCAAUGUGUGCAUGUCAGAGAUGGCAGGGGCCACAUCUGAGGCAGAGGAGAGUGACUAACAAAUAAAGAGUGUGGGGAAGA
Messenger RNA from Nycticebus coucang (slow loris), 11436 nucleotides. It is a transcript of the gene MEGF8, whose product is annotated as multiple EGF like domains 8. The transcript is spliced from 41 exons. Gene Ontology annotation, molecular function: calcium ion binding; protein binding. The record is from RefSeq and is a predicted model, not a curated record. NCBI's taxonomy places the organism in Eukaryota, Metazoa, Chordata, Mammalia, Primates, Lorisidae. The coding region runs from base 1458 to 9821 and encodes 2787 amino acids.